Molecule: messenger RNA, 462 nt
Organism: Leptopilina heterotoma
Lineage: Eukaryota; Metazoa; Arthropoda; Insecta; Hymenoptera; Figitidae
Exons: 3
Coding region: 2-364 (120 amino acids)
Source: RefSeq, a predicted model, not a curated record
UAUGCGUGAUGAGGAUAGUCCUAUAAGUCGGGAAAUUGAAAAUUUGAAAGUUUUAGUAAAAAAAUUACAUAUAGAAAUGCAAUCCACAGAGGAUAAAAAUAAGCAGAAUACUCAAAACAAUUCCCCUACAGAAUCAAAUGGUACAUCUUCCUCACAAACUCAUACAGAACACAAAACUCCACAUAACCGACAAUCCCAUAAUACAACAGAAGGCCCAAAUCAACAAAAGUUUCAUUAUUAUAAAAAAAAUAAUAACUGGCAAUUAUAUCAACAGUCAUAUCAAUUUAAUAAAAAAUAUAACAAACGUGGAAGCAAAGGGGGAUGGAAGCACUGGAGUUUUAAGAAGCAGAGUAAAAUAAAUUGAAAAUAAUUUAAAGACCAUGUUUUCUGCCAUGUUGAAAGCUGCAAAAGAAAAUUAAGUAAAUUAAAUACUUUAAAGAAUAUAUGUUCAAUGUAUCAUAC